AUGUCGCGUUCUACUAGACUCCGCACUAGACCAAGCGUUGCAGAGACGCCCAAAGCUCCCAAAAAGUCCAAGAAAAAAGAAGAACUGGACACUUACGGGCUGGUUGAAGAAAAUGGUGGACGACCCUUUCAACUCAUAGAGGGACUUCCCUCUUCUGAGUCUUUACCACAGUACAAGGCGACACUCACUCAUCCGCUGUCCGUUAGAGACUCGGCAGUUCUGUACAGUUCUAUGUUGAGUUCCAGAAGAACAUGGAUUAGCUCAGAAAUGUUCGAUAUGUUGUGGUCCAAGCAAUUUUUGAGCCCCGGAGAGAAAGAGCGUUUGGAGCAAGAAGGUAUCGACCCAGAAAGUGUAGAUGCCAGUGCCGCUCGCGAAAAAAUGCAUAAACUUUGCGACUGCGUCAUGUUUGGAGGACCACACGCUUUUUCGAUUCGCAUGUUCAUUGUCAAGAAUGAGGAAACUGAGAAGAAAUGGAACGAUGCAAUCGAGCAAAAGAAGCGUCGGAAAGAGGACCGUAAAAAACAAGAGCUCGAAGACAAGAAAUUGAAGCAAGAGCUCCGAAAACAGCAGCAGUGGGUCAAAAAACAGGAUAAUGAAGUGCAACCACAAGUUUUGGAGCUCAAAUCGUCUGUAGUACCACGAACGCCAACACCAGCACCGGUAACGGCAAUGGCAACGGCUGCUAAAACGCAGCCGGAUGCUAAGAAACAGUCUGUCAAACGUCGCCAGCGCAAAGAAGAAAACCCUCCCACGGCCAGAUCGAGGUCUCACACUCCUCAACAGAGGAAAACACUUCACCAGUCUUCAGAAGAUCAAAAAAUGAUCACGAAUUUGAAUUUGAUGGCCCAGAAAAAUGCAGAACUCAACUCGCUGAUGGUAAUCGUAGCAGGAGGAAGGGCAACCUCCCAACAGGUGGAAGAAUUCAAAAAAUACAUAGAAAAGGCAAGAAAAAUGCCCACUCCACCCGGAUGGAAGCCCGCAGCACCUUCAACAGCUACGCCUACUACCCAGGAUAAAACAGAUGCACAACAAACCAUGGUACAAGCUAAUGUCACAGAACGCAAAAUUGCGGAUAAAAGCAGGCCCAUAGUACCACCCGAACUGCCAACGUCUAGACUACCGGAACGUCCACCAAUAAAAACGGAAAAACCAAUGAAUUCAUCACCGGAUGGUGAAGCAGCUCCCCGGCAGAAACGGAAAUACACAAAACGCAAAAACGUUGACACUCCCCCCGAACCCGAAGAUAAGUCUAUGCAGUUGACUACAUUUCAGCUCAAAUACAUGGACAAUGCCGAUAUUGUCUUUGAAUAUGUGGAAAACCCCAAUAAAAGGUAUAGUUUCCCCAAAGAUGCUAUCUUAGAGCCGCUAGAGGAUGGCGAAUCUUAUCUGAUGUCGUGGAUCCUUAUACACAAUCGUAAAGAAGUCGAAAAGUACAAAGAAAAGAGGAACAAAAAGCUAGCUGCCGCUAAAGGUAACAAAGACCAACAACAAAAAUCGGAAGAAGAAUAUAAUGUCUUCGAAGAUCCGCAGUGCCCUGAACCGCUUUACACAACUAUGACCGUCAAACUUACGAAUAUUCAUAAAAAGUUUCAAACCAUCAUGAUAAAUUCCGUUAACCCCGCUGAUAAAGUCAGAAAGCAGAUGUCUACAAUACUGGAACGCGGUACCAGGCUUACCGGUUACAAUUUGUGGUUUCAACUGGACGCAUAUGACGACAGUGCGCUAGCUGAGAAUCUGCGAGGGGAAUUGAAGGACUAUGAAGCAGGUUUCAGGAGUAAGCGGCAACGCAAACAGUUUUAA
Molecule: messenger RNA, 1800 nt
Organism: Lachancea lanzarotensis
Lineage: Eukaryota; Fungi; Ascomycota; Saccharomycetes; Saccharomycetales; Saccharomycetaceae
Gene: SWC3
Product: LALA0S08e07558g1_1
Exons: 1
Coding region: 1-1800 (599 amino acids)
Biological process (GO): chromatin remodeling
Cellular component (GO): Swr1 complex
Molecular function (GO): ATP-dependent H2AZ histone chaperone activity
Source: RefSeq, a predicted model, not a curated record